AUGAUUGUAUCUUAUUUCCUUCCUUUCGUUUUAUGGGCCUGUCUGGGACAAGCCACAUUGACCCCUCGCAAACCGUUCGACACGGCAUUCUACGUCUUCAAUGGAGCUUGGCCAUGUUCCCAAGAUCAGCUGAAAACAAUCUCCGGUGCCAUUGACGAGGCACAUAAUCUUGCCAAGGCAGCUAUUAACGUCCUUUCGAAGCCUGGCUCCGAACAGUCAAUCGCCUUCGACUCUUGGUUUGGCUCAAGCAACGGCACUCCUGAUAGAAGAGACAUAAUCUUCAACAGACAUUUCCAGUCCGUUCUGGAUAAUCUGGUCCCAUCCACUGCCGCCGCCCAAUUUCGACUUUCGCACAGCCCGUUCCUGAAUCCCCAGCAAGGCUCUACCAUCACCGAGUCUUCUCUGGUCUACGCCUGCCCUCCCCCUUCCGAGCCAGUAUGUGAUGGCAAUACGGUGGCAGCUGUUCAAAGCGCAACUGGUUCAAGAGCAGCAGUAUUCGGGGCCACUCUUCUCGUUCUUUGUCCCGAUUUCUUCGGAAACAAGCCUAACCUCGAUAGUGCUGUUCAAUUAUGGAAGACGGAGCAUACCUUGGGUGACAAUCUGUCGCGUGGCUUUGCGCUCGUGCAUGAAGUUCAACAUAUGAUCCAGGCAACUGAAUCAGAAGAGGAAAGAUGCGACGACUUGCAAGAUCCGUUUGAGGAUAACAAGGACUGUUAUUCAGCUAGCUGUUGCUUCCGGCUUUCGGAUGCCCAGAAGCUUAAGAACGCUCAGAACUAUGCUAUCUACGCACUCGAUGUAUUGGCUUUUCCUGAUACUGCGGGAUCUCCAUCUUCGUCAUGCAAUCUGCCGCAGAAGCGGGAAGAAGGACAUCUCUUCAACUUCUUCAAGCGUCAAGCACAGCCACUACCAGAAUCUGUACCGCCUGCUCCUUUCCAGAAUACUUCCGCAACAUUCGUUACCCUCCCAAAGACUAGCACGGAACCUUUGUCCUCCGAGGUUCCUGUGACUCUUACCAGCAACGUUACUAUUCCAGGCAGCGUUCCUACAGAGCCGGUUACACCUGUUAGCCCUAUUACCACUUCGUUCAUCGAUACCACGACCACGUCAUCAGCAGCACCAACAAUAACCGUCAGUGGUGGUGCAACAGUGGUAGUACCAGUUGGCGCAAUCGUCGCCGGCGGGCCGGGAGGCGGUAUUGUCUCUGUUGGCGGAGCCUUGAUCCCCGUCGCUGCUGGUGCAGUCGUGACAGCUAAACCUGAAGAUGAACAGAAGCCAACAGACCCGGAUGACAAGUCCAAAGAGCCUACAACCUCUCCAACUCCUACAUCAACCUCCACGGAAUCAGAAUCAUGCAGUGCACCAACUACAACAGCGACGUAUGGUUCAGAAGUAAAUGCAGUUUGUCGGGACUUGUCUGGCAUGAGUCAGGAACAGCUUUUGCAACUCAUCCCAGAGUUUGGACAAGUCAGCUCUUCUGCUGAGCCUGCACCAACCUCCACCCCCGGUGCUUCCAACACUUCCGCCAUCAUCUCUGGCACACCUUCACCUUCAACCCUUUUGACGACACUGUCACCCAAGCCAGAAACUCCGACAUCUACUGCAAACACUACGUCAAUCCUAGUAACAAUUCCAGCCGGUGGCUCGAGUACUCUGGUGACGGUACCAAGUAUACAGACACCUGUUCCUUUUAUUGGUGAUACGACAAGCUGCAACCUGACAAAUGAUGCUGUGCCCGAAUGUCAGAAUUUGGUUAAUGGAAAGAGGGCUUGCCUUUACUCGCAGUAA
Molecule: messenger RNA, 1785 nt
Organism: Fusarium subglutinans
Lineage: Eukaryota; Fungi; Ascomycota; Sordariomycetes; Hypocreales; Nectriaceae
Exons: 3
Coding region: 1-1785 (594 amino acids)
Molecular function (GO): metallopeptidase activity
Source: RefSeq, a predicted model, not a curated record